CGGGCCGGGGGCCCGUGCCGCUGCCGGGGAUGGGGCGACUGCUGUGGCUGCUCUGCGUGGCCGUGGGCAGCAGCCGCUGGUGGCUGCGGGGCGCCCAGGGGAAGACGCUGCGGGGCCGCUUCCCUAGCGCGGGGGGCGGAGCGCGGCCGGCGGCGCGGUUCCAGUUCCACGGUGACCAUGCUGUUCUGUAUAUCAGAAUCAACAAUGUAGCAGCAGCUGUUGAAAAAGAGGCCAGACUUCACCUUUUUCAAGCACAAGAAUGGCUAAAGCUGCAGGACAGCACCCAGGAUCACAGCUGUGGAGAGAAACUGUCCAAAGCUCAGCUGACAAUGCCUAUGAACCUCACAGAGCAAAAUCUGACAAUGACCCAGAUUCCAUAUCCAGAAACGUGGUAUGUGUUUUAUGUAGACAAGUUUACCUGCGAGGAGAAUUAUGAAAAUUCUGAAUCCGAGGAUAUUCCAUUUGAAAUGGUGUUACUAAACCCAGAUGCAGAAGGGAAUCCAUUAGAUCACUUUAGCGCAGGGGAAUCGGGAUUACAUGAAUUCUUUUUCCUCCUUGUCCUAGCAUACUUUGUAGCUGCUUGCAUAUAUACUCAAUCACUAUGGCAAACUCUUAAGAAAGGAGGACCUAUGCAUACUGUCUUAAAGGUGCUAUCAACAGUAUUAUUGUUUCAGGCUGGCUCAGCAUUUGCAAACUACCUGCAUUUCUCAAGUUAUGCUAAAGAUGGAAUAGGGGCACCUUUCAUGGGAAGUCUGGCAGAAUUGUGUGACAUAGUCUGUCAGAUACAAAUGCUGUACCUAUUGCUGAGUUUGUGUAUGGGUUGGAUGAUAGGCAGAAUGAAGAAAUCUCAAAGCAGACCCCUUCAGUGGGAUUCCACUCCAGCAUCCACUGGCAUUGCUGUAGUAGUUGUUGUAACCCAGGGUAUUUUACUAAUUUGGGAGCAGUUUGAAGAUACUAAUCACCACAGCUACCAUUCACACCACAGUUUAGCAAGUGGACUUCUUAUUGGUCUAAGAGUUUUCCUAUCUCUGUCAUUGGCCUGUGGUCUCUACCAGAUCAUCAGAGUGGAGAGAAGUACACUCAAAAGGGAGUUCUAUAUCACCUUUGCCAAAGGCUGCAUCCUGUGGUUUUUGUGCCACCCAGGUCUUGCAACCAUUUCUAUGCUAUUUAGAGACUAUCAAAGAGAGAAGGUUAUUACCAUAGGUGUUAUCCUCUGCCAGUCUGUCUCCAUGGUUAUCCUCUACAGACUUUUUCUGUCUCAUAGUCUAUAUUGGGAAGUGUCUUCUCUGUCAUCAGUGACAUUGCCACUGACCAUGGCAUCUGGACAUAAAAGUCGACAUUACUUCUGAGAUAUAUUUAGGAAAGAAUACAAUGCAAUAAUGACCCAAAUAUAGCUAUUUUCAUCAGGUCAGUGUGCUACAUCAGUUUCCCUGCAAAAACUGAAUCAUAAAACCAGAGCACGUCACUGAUCCUGGAUCUGAACAAGUCCCCAAACUAGGUACAUUGAUUGAUUUUAAAAAUAAAACUGGUAGUAUGAAAAUAUAUUUAAAAUCUGAACGUUUGAAUAGAGACUCUGUUUGUGAUGCAUGUGGUGCUGUGAGGUAUGACGACAAAGCAGGACAAACCUAACCUGUCCCAUUCAUAGCCACAGUGUUUUCACUCUAAGAACUCCAUGACUUUGUAUCAAUAUUAAGUUUGAAGGCCUAAAAGAAUCCAGUCCUUUAAGUGGCUAUGAGCUCAAACAUGUCUGAAAUAAGCCAGUUAUGAAAUCAGUGUAAUACACAGAAUAAAAGUUUGCUUUUCUUUUUAUUCUGUAAAGAAAAUGCUUAAAAGAAAAUGUAGUGCUUAAAUUUAAAGGACCGAAAAACAAAAUUGCUCUAGAAACCAUUGUAACAUAUUUACAGCUAGCUAUGCAGUAAGCUUUCUUUUCAUUAUUUGUGCAAAAGGAAAAGCACUUUUUUUCCCACUAGUGUUCUAGGUAUUAGUUCAAAUUUUAACUUGAGCAGCAAUGGGGUUUUAUUCAUUACACUUUUGAGAUGAAUGUUACUAAAAACAUAAGUGUGAUUGGCAGAAUUCUGUUUGAGGCUUUAAAGAGGUGGCAACACUAGUAAUAAAAACAGCAGGCUUGCCUUUUUUAGGAAAGAAUGUGUAAUGUGGUACUAGAAUUUUAAUCCUGAUAUAAUUCAUUUCUCUUACAUUGAGGAUUCAAUCAUAAUUAAGCCAUAUACACAGAUUAAAUUAACAGAAGCAUUUCAAAUAAAUGUUGGUUUCAGUCAUCAACUACUCAUGUAUUCCUGCCCAAGGAUACUUAAUCAGGAUUAAAUUUUCUAUGAAUAAUUGAAAAACAAAAUACUCACUGGAUUUGUUAUAAUCCAUGUUGGCACUGGGUUCUAAGUAGUUGCCAUUUUCCAUCUAUUGUAAUAAAGCCAUACAUCUUUGUGAUGCCCUAGCAUUCAGAAUGCCAGUGUAAAUAUGUACUUUAUUGAAGUGCCUAUUUAUUUAGCGUGAUUUAAAUCAUUUUAUUAAUUUUUUCUUCUGUAUCAUGUGGACAUUCCUAUUAAGUCAUUGUUUGAAAUUCUUCUUGUUUGUACUUGAUUUGGUAUUUGUCAAAUUGUCUAGACCUAUUAUUGUCACAUUUUGUUUCUUCACAGCAUUUAUUUUAUUUAAUAGUAAGCAUAUUGAAUUUUUAUAAAGAAAUGAACAUUCAUAUCUGUAAUAGAUUAUAGCUUAAAUAUAUAGAUUUUGUUC
Messenger RNA from Gopherus evgoodei (Goodes thornscrub tortoise), 2748 nucleotides. It is a transcript of the gene GPR180, whose product is annotated as G protein-coupled receptor 180. The transcript has 9 exons. Bases 30 to 1349 code for a protein of 439 amino acids. Gene Ontology annotation, biological process: G protein-coupled receptor signaling pathway; response to pheromone. The record is from RefSeq and is a predicted model, not a curated record. NCBI's taxonomy places the organism in Eukaryota, Metazoa, Chordata, Testudines, Testudinidae.